GCCGGCCAAGGGUACGUGGGGGAGGGACCACUCAUAUGUUGGUAGGUCACGCACAGCCCUCUUUUUUACCAAGAUGGCGGCCGGCCCCUCGGCCUCGUACCCAGCAUAGGCUUCGCUGCGGGCCUACUAGAGCAAAAGCUGGCAGGCUGACAAACGGGCAGUUUACAGGACGGACUCUCUGGCUACUGACCAUUUAGCUGUGGCAUACCCGGAUUGUGUGUGGGUGGGAAGUCGACAAUGAGCUCCGUGGCAGUUUUGACCCAGGAGAGCUUCGCUGAACACCGCAGCGGCCUGGCUCAGCAGCAGGUGAAAGUUACAGCUUUAAACUCCGAAGAAGAGAACGAUCCUCCAACCUACAAGGAAGCCUUCCCUCCGCUCCCUGAGAAAGCACCAUGUUUGGAAGCUGCCCAGGAACCUGCUGGGCCCUGGAGCAAAAUCCGACCGAUAAAGGCUUCUGUCAUCACUCAGGUGUUCCAUGUGCCACUGGAGGAGAGGAAAUACAAGGACAUGAAUCAGUUCGGAGAAGGCGAGCAGGCCAAGAUCUGCCUUGACAUCAUGCAGAAGACAGGAGCUCACCUGGAGCUGUCUCUCGCAAAGGACCAGGGCCUUUCAAUCAUGGUCUCUGGCAAGCUGGAAGCAGUCAUGAAGGCUCGGAAGGAGAUUGUCGCUCGGCUGCAGACUCAGGCUUCAGCGACAGUUGCCAUCCCCAAGGAGCACCAUCGUUUUGUCAUUGGAAAGAAUGGCGAGAAGCUGCAGGACCUGGAGCUCAAAACUGCAACCAAAAUCCAGAUCCCCCGCCCAGAUGACCCCAGCAACCAGAUCAAGAUCACCGGCACUAAAGAAGGGAUUGAGAAGGCCCGACACGAGAUCCUGCUUAUAUCUGCUGAGCAGGAUAAGCGUGCCGUGGAGCGGCUGGACGUGGAGAAAGUGUACCACCCCUUUAUUGCUGGCCCUUACAACAAGCUGGUGAGCGAGCUCAUGCAGGACACAGGGACGCGCAUCAACAUUCCUCCACCCAGCGUAAACAAGACAGAGAUAGUCUUCACAGGAGAAAAGGAGCAGCUAGCCCAAGCCGUGGCUCGUGUUAAGAAGAUCUAUGAGGAGAAGAAAAAGAAGACUACUACCAUUGCAGUGGAGGUGAAGAAGUCCCAGCACAAGUAUGUCAUCGGCCCCAAGGGGAAUUCCCUGCAGGAGAUCUUGGAGAAAACUGGAGUCUCUGUCGAGAUCCCACCCACUGACAGUAGCUCGGAGACGGUGAUACUGCGAGGCGAGCCUGAAAAGCUUGGGCAAGCAUUGACUGAAGUCUAUGCAAAGGCCAACAGUUUUACCGUCUCCUCGGUCUCUGCCCCCUCUUGGCUUCAUCGUUUCAUUAUUGGAAAGAAAGGACAAAACCUGGCCAAAAUAACUCAGCAGAUGCCAAAGGUUCACAUCGAAUUCACUGAAGGAGAGGAUAAAAUCACUUUGGAAGGACCUACAGAAGAUGUGAAUGUGGCCCAGGAACAGAUUGAAGUCAUGGUCAAGGAUCUGAUCAACCGGAUGGAUUAUGCAGAAAUCAACGUUGACCACAAAUUCCAUCGACACCUCAUUGGCAAGAAUGGAGCUAACAUUAACAGGAUUAAGGACCUCUACAAGGUGUCUGUGCGCAUUCCCCCGGACAAUGAGAAGAGCAACCUGAUCAGAAUUGAAGGAGACCCACAGGGGGUCCAACAGGCCAAGAAAGAGCUGCUGGAACUCGCUUCCCGUAUGGAAAAUGAACGCACCAAGGACCUAAUAAUUGAGCAGAAAUUCCACCGGACCAUCAUUGGGCAGAAGGGCGAGCGGAUCCGGGAAAUCCGGGAGAAAUUCCCAGAGGUUAUCAUCAACUUCCCAGACCCUGCGCACAAGAGUGACAUCGUCCAACUUAGAGGCCCCAAAAAUGAGGUGGAGAAGUGCACCAAGUACAUGCAAAAGAUGGUGGCAGACCUGGUUGAAAACAGCUUUUCUAUUUCUGUCCCCAUCUUCAAACAAUUCCACAAGAACAUCAUAGGGAAAGGCGGUGCCAACAUCAAGAAGAUCCGUGAAGAAAGCAACACCAAAAUUGAUCUCCCAGCAGAGAACAGCAACUCGGAGACAAUUGUUAUCACAGGCAAGAGAGCAAACUGCGAGGCUGCUCGCCACAGAAUUCUUGCCAUCCAGAAGGAGCUGGCCAACAUCACAGAGGUGGAGGUCUCUAUUCCUUCCAAACUGCACAAUUCCCUCAUUGGCGCCAAAGGCCGCUUCAUCCGCUCCAUCAUGGAGGAGUGUGGUGGAGUCCACAUCCACUUCCCCACCGAGGGCUCUGGCAGCGACACCGUGACCAUCAGGGGCCCAGCCCAGGAUGUGGAGAAAGCCAAGAAACAGCUGCUCCACCUGGCAGAGGAGAAGCUCCAGUUCUUCCAUUUCACUGCAUAUAACCAGCAAACGAAGAGUUACACUGUGGACCUCCGUGCAAAGCCAGAGUACCACAAAUUCCUUAUUGGUAAGGGUGGUGGCAACAUCCGUAAGGUGCGUGACAACACUGGGGCCCGCAUCAUCUUCCCAACCUCUGAGGACAAAGAUCAGGAGCUGAUCACUAUCAUGGGAACAGAGGAAGCUGUCAAAGAGGCACAGAAGGAGUUGGAGGCCCUCAUCAAGAACCUGGAUAAUGUGGUUGAAGACUCCAUGGUGGUUGACCCCAAGCACCACCGCCACUUUGUCAUCCGGAGGGGCCAAGUUCUGCGUGAGAUUGCAGAUGAGUAUGGUGGUGUGAUGGUCAGCUUCCCGCGCUCUGGCACCCAGAGCGACAAAGUCACCCUCAAGGGAGCCAAGGACUGUGUGGAGGCAGCCAAGAAACGCAUCCAGGAGAUCAUCGAGGACCUGGAAGCUCAAGUGACAAUCGAAUGCACCAUCCCACAAAAGUUCCACCGCUCCAUUAUGGGCCCCAAAGGAUCCCGGAUCCAGCAGAUCACCCGAGACUAUGGUGUCCAGAUCAAAUUCCCUGACAGGGAGGAGAACCCAGCCCCUGUUGCAGAGCCAGCUGUACAGGAGAAUGGUGAGGAAGGUGGGGAAGGCAAGGAUGGGAAGGAUGCAGAUCCCAGCUCUCCAAAGAAGUGCGACAUCAUCAUCAUCUCUGGCCGCAGGGAGAAGUGCGAGGCAGCAAAGGAGGCGCUGCAGGCUCUGGUUCCUGUCACCAUUGAGGUGGAAGUUCCCUUUGAUCUUCACCGUUACAUCAUUGGCCAGAAAGGAAGUGGAAUCCGCAAAAUGAUGGAUGAGUUUGAAGUGAACAUCCAGGUCCCUGCUCCUGAGCUGCAGUCGGAUAUCAUCACCAUCACUGGGUUGGCUACCAACCUGGACCGUGCCAAGGCUGGGCUGCUGGAAAGAGUGAAGGAGCUGCAGGCUGAACAAGAGGAUCGGGCCUUGCGAAGCUUCAAGCUGACAGUCACUGUGGAUCCCAAGUAUCACCCUAAAAUCAUUGGGCGGAAGGGAGCGGUGAUCACCCAGAUACGCACAGAGCAUGAGGUCAACAUCCAGUUCCCUGACAAGGAUGAUGAAAGCCAGGCCCAAGACCAGAUCACCAUCACUGGCUAUGAGAAGAACGCCGAGGCUGCCCGGGAUGCCAUCAUGAAGAUCGUUGGCGAACUGGAGCAGAUGGUCUCUGAGGAUGUGACUCUGGACCAUCGCGUUCACGCACGCAUCAUUGGUGCACGUGGUAAAGCCAUCCGCAAAAUCAUGGAUGAGUUCAAGGUGGAUAUUCGCUUUCCCCAGAGUGGAGCUCCUGACCCCAACUGUGUGACUGUGACAGGACUCCCUGAGAAUGUGGAAGAAGCUAUUGAUCACAUCCUGAACUUGGAGGAAGAAUAUCUUGCAGAUGUGGUGGACAACGAGGCAAUGCAGGUGUAUAUGAAGCCCUCUUCACAUGAAGAGUCCAAGGCUCCAUCCAAGGGCUUUGUGGUGAGAGAUGCCCCCUGGGCCACUGUCAACAACGAAAAGGCCCCUGAUAUGAGCAGUUCUGAAGACUUCCCCAGCUUUGGGGCUCAAGUGGCCCCCAAGACUCUUCCCUGGGGACCCAAACGAUAAUGACCUGGAAGCAGAAACUCCUCCAGCCCGCUGACCUGACACUAACCUGCCACAAAUACUUCCUGUCUGAAAUCUGACCCAGCGGCUGGAGCACAAGUCAAUUGCCCCAAGAGGUCUCCUAAUGGUGUCUGGAGUGCUAGACCCCAUCCUGCUCCCCUCAGCUAUCACCGUGGCUAGGACCCACCCUCAUCUCUUGAUGGAUAUUCUUUCCUCCUUUGGAACAAGACUUCCACUCAGAUUCAAACACUAAAUGUGUGUGUUUUUGUUAGAAAUUUCAUAAUUGACUCAAAGUGGCUAAGAUUUGCAGCUUCCCAAGCGCUAGCAGAGCAAUCUGCUCUCUUGAGCAUGUCUUACUAGGCAUUCUCGCCUUCAUUAGGAGACCUCCUUUACUGUGGCUAGGAAUCUACUUCCUGUCUCAUGACCUCAGGAAAUAAAUUUCCUUGACUUUCUAAAGCCAAAA
Messenger RNA from Grus americana (Whooping crane), 4534 nucleotides. RefSeq names its product high density lipoprotein binding protein (gene HDLBP). Lineage: Eukaryota; Metazoa; Chordata; Aves; Gruiformes; Gruidae. Gene Ontology annotation, molecular function: mRNA binding. The transcript is spliced from 29 exons. Bases 238 to 4074 code for a protein of 1278 amino acids. The record is from RefSeq and is a predicted model, not a curated record. Gene Ontology annotation, cellular component: cytoplasm; nucleus.